This is a messenger RNA of Rhizophagus irregularis DAOM 181602=DAOM 197198, 1284 nucleotides long. RefSeq lists its product as uncharacterized. Gene Ontology annotation, cellular component: chromosome, telomeric region; telomerase holoenzyme complex. Gene Ontology annotation, biological process: telomere maintenance via telomerase. Gene Ontology annotation, molecular function: telomeric repeat DNA binding. NCBI's taxonomy places the organism in Eukaryota, Fungi, Glomeromycota, Glomeromycetes, Glomerales, Glomeraceae. The record is from RefSeq and is a predicted model, not a curated record.
AAUUGAUUGACCGUUUACGUAAGCUGCGAUUAUUAAUUAAGAUGUUUUGUUUUAAUGUAAUAAUAGUUGAACGACUAUAAAUUAAAUGAUAAAUGAAUAGCCCGAAAAAAAUAUAGUGCGAGUCAUGAAAAAGAAAUGCUGAUACUUGAUAGUAAUUUGUUUUCGUUCUUUUUUAUGGUGACGACGUGUUUGCGAAGAACUUUUCGCGUUUCUUCUUUUUUUACUAUUUCGUUAUCAGUUAACUUUCUUGUUUUUUAACAUCCUUAAAAUGUUUCGAGAUUUCUUUGCAAGACCUUGGAUAAAGAAGGAAGUAUUAAGUUAUCUAUUUGAUAAGGAAAAAUAUCAAAAAACACCCGUUAGAGCAAUUAGAGCACAAGUUAUACGAUUUAUAAAUUAUGAAGAAUUAGAACCAAAUGAGCUUAUGUCGGCAGAAAUUCAUGAUAAUCAAUAUUAUAUAAAAUGUUUUUUUACUGACGAAAGUCUUUAUGAAUUCAACAGACAUAGUAUUGAUUAUAUGGUGGGGACGCUUAUCAUUAUAAGAGAUUAUACAUUUUCUCACGAAAUCGAUUCUUCAAAAAACAAACACGAGUGUUUUUUAACAAUAAAAAAUUUCACUUACACUAAAAAUAUAACCGAUUUAGAAGAACAUUCUUUACAGAUAAAAUAUAUUUGCGAAGAAAUGGAAGUUAAAGAGACACCGAAGCAUAUUGACCAUCCUGGUUGGAACGGUUUUAGAUAUACGUUUUAUAGUAAUUCGGUUGAUAUUCGAACUGUUCCGCUGCAUCAAUAUAAACUCAUGAGUGAUAUUCCAGGAUGGAAUUUUUCACAGAGAAACCAUAGAAACAAUGAUUUAUGUGUUAAGAUUGAAUCAAAUGAAUGGAGUCCUGGUUCUCCUGAAUCACCACGACAUGAUUCAGAUGGGGCCAUUAGUCUUAAUGAAGAAGACAUUGCUAUUAUAAUGAAAGGAAAUUAUAAGGAAAGAGAAAAUUACCGAAGUGAUACUUUGGAUGAUGAAGAAGUCCAUUUUGAACGAACUAAAAGAAAAUAUGUAGAUAGCAAUAAUGACGAUAUAUCUUCAAAAAAACAUAAGAAUUCUCCAAGUACUUUCUGUAGUUACGUUUGAUAAAAACUAGUGAAUAAUUAUCAAGGUACCAGGUAUAGUACGAUUGACGUAUAGAUACUAGUUUAAUUGGGGAUAAGCUUUGAAUCAUCAUAACUCGUUUCAUUUAUCAAAAUAAAGAGAAUAAUACGUCGUCAAUUAAAUUUUUCCAAAAUUGUUUUUAU